This is a messenger RNA of Lachancea nothofagi CBS 11611, 1140 nucleotides long. The record is from the annotation of a GenBank genome assembly. NCBI's taxonomy places the organism in Eukaryota, Fungi, Ascomycota, Saccharomycetes, Saccharomycetales, Saccharomycetaceae.
AUGAGCAAUUUCACCACCAAGUGUAUCCAUGCUGAUGAUAUUCUAAAUAGAGUGACAGAUGUUGUUUCGCCCAUUAAUGUAUCCACAACAUUUCGAUACGACAAUGAUAAUUUAACCGCCUCCAUGGAGGUAAGCGGAUUGACCGAAAGUGAGCAACUACCAGUUUACUCAAGGGAAAGUCACCCUAAUGCCGAUCGUCUUGAAACCGUGCUCACAUCGAUUUUAGGAGGUUUUGCUGUGGCCUAUGCUUCGGGUUUAUCAGCUUACUACGCGGUUCUAACUCAUAUUUGCCCUAAAAGGCUGUUUAUUAGCGAUUGCUAUCACGGAUGUCAAUUAGCCGCGAAGCUCUUUGCUAAAACAAGUGGAAUGCAGAUUUUGUCAUUCGAUGAGAUCGAAACAAAAUGUAGCAUGGGAGAUUUGGUGCAUGUUGAGGAUCCCUCAAACCCGUAUGGAGAAAGCAGUAACGUGGUUGAAUUGGUCAAAAGAGUUCAUAAAAAACGUGGUCUUAUUUUAAUCGAUUCUACCUUGGCUCCACCUCCACUUCGAAACCCAUGGGAUCUUGGUGUAGAUAUCAUCUUGCACUCAGGAACAAAAUAUCUCGGUGGCCACUCAGAUCUGCUCAGCGGAGUAGUAUGUGUUGAUAAUGCGGAGCAAGCAGUGGAAAUGCGAAAAGAGCGUAUGAUUAUGGGCACUAUACCUGCAAGUCUAGAAAGUUUUUUGCUGCUUCGUUCUUUGCGCACUCUGGAGGUUAGAGUUAGACAACAAUCCGCGAACUGCUUAAAGUUGGUAAAGUUUUUGAAGGAGCAUGCCGUAGAAGUCCCAGGUGUUUUGGCUAGUAUUCGGCACGCGAGCUUGCAAACUGAUGAUUAUGUCAAGUCUCAGAAUAAGGAAGGCUAUAGCCCUGUCUUUUCCAUCAUUCUGAAAGAACCGGCCCAAUGCCCCAAAGUCAUAAAAGAGCUCCAUAUAUUCCAGCACGCUACUUCAUUAGGUGGUGUGGAAUCCUUGAUUGAGUGGAGAUCUUUAAGUGACUCGAGUAUUGAUAAAGCUCUACUGAGGAUAUCGGUGGGACUCGAAAAUGCUCAAGAUCUAUUAGCAGAUCUCUUUGGGGCUUUGAAACAUGUUCAAGGAUUCGAUUUAUGA